This is a messenger RNA of Saccostrea cuccullata (small rock oyster), 1132 nucleotides long. Its product is annotated as fibroleukin-like. The record is from RefSeq and is a predicted model, not a curated record. The transcript has 5 exons. Lineage: Eukaryota; Metazoa; Mollusca; Bivalvia; Ostreida; Ostreidae. The coding region runs from base 7 to 930 and encodes 307 amino acids.
UACAAUAUGUGCAGUCUUCGUAUAGUUUGUUUAAUUGCCUCUCUCUUUACAGUUUGUCGUGCUACCAUGUUCUCCAGGAGAUAUACCGCGAAACUGGAACUCGAUAACAAGAUGUCCAAUGAAAAACUUGUAGGAGAACAGGAAGCCCAUUCAUUACGUGAGUGUGCUGCCACCUGUCAGAUAGAUUGUGGUUUCUUCGGGUACAACCCUACGCUGAAGAAGUGCCGGACCCACAAGAAGGCCUUCACUUCCGGAAUGUCGGACGAAGUAGGAUGGCGAUAUUACUUUCCAGAAUUUCUCCCCUCAGAUUGUAAGGACCUUUGUGACAAUGGUUAUGAUAAAUCAGACGUGUACGAUAUUUACCCGUACGGGAAAAAUUCCAUUCCGGUCAAAGUUCACUGUAACAUGGAUAUAAUGGGCGGCGGGUGGACGCCUAAAAAUUGUAUAUACUGGAACUGGACAGACUACAAGAAUGGUUUUGGUGAUCUAGAACAGGAAUUUUGGAUCGGAAAUGACGUGAUCCAUCAGUUAACAAAAGAGAACAACUCGGCCCUUUAUGUGUCCAUCACUCUCCAGAAUGGCACAACGUUGUACGAAAUGUACGAUCGAUUCUCUGUCUCCGAUGAAACAGGGAAAUAUCAACUCUUUCUUGCAGGACCUGCCACGGGAACCUUAGGUGACAGUAUGAUAGACACUGGUUUUUCUAGGGCUGAUCUCUCUGGGAUGUACUUCUCCACCCUAGACAGGGAUAAUGACAGGUGGAGUGGUAACUGUGCUGCCUACUAUGGAGGAGGCUGGUGGUUUAAUUUCUGUCACUACGCCUUCCUCAACGGGCCAUGGUCCUCGGAGUCCUGGAUCUACCUAUGGUAUCCUACAAUAUGGAGUGGAACGUCCAUAAGGGAGACAGCCAUGAUGAUCAGGCGCCACUAGUUAAACCCCAUCACAUCCCAAUAACUACUUUAUUCUUUUUGCAUUUCUAGUGGUUAUAAAAAAAUUGUUUAAUAAAACAUGCUCUUAUAUCAGUGAAGCAUUAAAUUCAUUCUUCUUUUCAUAACAGAUAAGAGACCAUCCAUCACCAAGACAAACCCGAUUUCAAAUUAAUCUUUUUCACAGGCCAAUGGUUCUUUUUUUU